Messenger RNA from Ustilago hordei, 3468 nucleotides. RefSeq lists its product as uncharacterized. Gene Ontology annotation, molecular function: ATP hydrolysis activity; ATP binding. The record is from RefSeq and is a predicted model, not a curated record. NCBI's taxonomy places the organism in Eukaryota, Fungi, Basidiomycota, Ustilaginomycetes, Ustilaginales, Ustilaginaceae. Gene Ontology annotation, cellular component: mitochondrion; cytoplasm. The coding region runs from base 1 to 3468 and encodes 1155 amino acids. The transcript has a single exon.
AUGAUGGUCGCUACCUUGCGGGCCAUUCUCGCUUCAUCCGCAUUCUCCUCAUCCUCAACAUCACGCUCAGCAUCGACCUUGGCAUCAGCUUCACGUAGAAUCACCACCCUACCUUCUCACACUCGGACACGGCAUCACAUCAACCCCGCACCCGUAUCCACACUCAAACCCUCUCACAGCCGCAGCUACGCCUCUUUCCUCGGCCCUGCCGGCGUAGAACAGGAGCCUAACGCGCUACAAGCCACAGACCCGCUCCUAAUCUACCGUGCCAAAGUCGCCCGCGGCGAGUUAGAAGAGGACGAAGAACAACUUCGUGCCCUCGUCCAACUUCGACGUAUCAACCGCGUUCUUCGGGACUAUACGCCUCCCGCACACCUUCUCGGGAUCUUGAAUGAGGAUGUACAAUCGCAAUCUUCGUCUGCGUUGGCAUCUGCGAUCGAUGCACGGCUGCGUCCUGGUGCACGCGAGUUUCAAGUCUCCCCCUCAUCCCCUUCUAGUGGCAGAGGUGAGGGCAAGAUUGCGGAACUAGUAAAAUGGCUCUCCCAGUCUGAAGGCUUAGCAGAGCUUGGAACACCGAAAGGUUUGCUGGUUACAGGAACACCCGGAACAGGUAAAUCCAUGGUGAUGGAUAUAUUCUACGACUCACUCCCCACUUUGUCCAAAUUCCGUCGUCAUUACCACCACCUCCUUCUCGACGUCUACAAGAUCAUCUGGGAAGAAGCUGAACGUCGGCGCAUAUCCGUAUCCACAUCCACCGCUCCUUCCACUGCCACCCGUGAAAUCGGCACUGGUGCUAUCUGGACUCGCACCCCCGGCUCAACCGGCAAAACCGCAUCAGCUUGGAGGCGAGCUUUACGCGGAAUGCCAUUCUUCCGUCCUGACUCUCUUGCAGACGAUCAAUCGGAAAACCUAUCCUACGUCCCCGGUCCAGAUGGAGACGCGGUGAAAACAACUCUCCCGCUCCACGCCGCUGCGCAUCUUUUCCUCAAACACGGACAUGUAUUGCUGUUCGACGAGAUUCAGUUGGUGGAUGUCGCUAGUGCCGGGUUGUUGAGGAGAACAUUGGAAGCGUAUUGGAGGCUUGGCGGGGUAGUGGUGGGGACGAGUAACAGAAUUCCCAAAGAUUUGUACGCUAGCAAUGUUCAAAGGGGACAGUUGACGCAGUUUUUGGAGAUUUUGCAGGAGAGAUGUCCCAAUCAUGAGAUGAGGAGGAGGAGGGAUUUUAGAAGAGAGCCUUUCUAUCGUAAGCAGUGGCUUGAAAGGAAUUCGAGCGAGGGUGAAGGUGAAGGUGAGGCUUUACCAGCACAGCAAGUUGGCGGGCAGACAUCCUACUUGCUCCGCAGCGAAGCAUCCAAGUUCAACCAUCUUGUCUCGGAAGCGGUAGCGAAUAGGCCUUUCGAAAGUGCGACACUCACUGUCUAUGGUAGAAAACUCGACGUUCCGCGUUCCGUAAGCGCUAGUGAAACGCACCCAAGCGUGUGUUGGUUCACAUUUGCAGAGUUAUGCGAUUCACCCCUCGGUCCUGCUGACUACCUCACUCUCGCAUCCACCUACCACACAUUCAUCCUCGAAGGCGUCCCACAGAUGACGCUGAUGCAGAAGAAUCAAGCACGAAGAAUGAUCACCCUCCUCGACGCGGUCUACGAAGCUGGAUGUCGCCUCAUUGUCCUAGCUGAUGCUCGACCGGAUGAUCUAUUUUUCCCUGACGCAGAAAAAGCAGCUCGACACGCAGCACAAGGACCUGCUGCUGGUCCUGGCGAUGUUCGACCCGAACUGCAAUACAGGGCUGUAGGUGGAGGCGGCAGGCAAGAUGUGGUAGAUAUGUCCGCCAAAGGCGUUCCCUCGCCCUUCCUCACCCCUCCUCCCGGCCAAAGCUAUCCCGAAGAAGAGAAGUUGGCCAAUCGCAAAGCGGGCCAACCAGUGGACUACAGCACAGACGAAUUCAUGACUGACUCUCUGAUCAUGGCUGAAACCCUAUCCGAAGCUAUGCAGGAUACAGAAGAAGGAUUCCGCCCGCACGUCUCUACUUAUUCCUCUGAUCGACCUUCUCGCCCCGCCCAACUUGCCGCAGAGGGAGCGGCGGGGAAGAAAGACGACAACGUCGGCUUUAAGCACUUGGCGAUCUUCAGCGGGGAGGAUGAAAGGUUUUCGUACCAACGGGCCGUCUCGCGUCUGUUUGAGAUGAGUCAUCCGGAUUGGAUGCGGAGGAAGGGUUGGAGGCCUUUUUUGAGCGAUGAGAUGGAAAGUUGGUCGGGUACUUGGAAACAGGCGGAAAAGGAGGCGGUGGGGAAGGCGGUGGUGGCGGAUGCUGCUGCUAUAGCCGACGCUGGUACAGACUUUGCCGGGGAAGCUAGCUACGAAACGGCGAGUUUCCCAGGCAGAAGAGAAGCUCAGACCAAGUUGGCGAGGGAGAUGGAGGCUUUUGCUGCUAACGAACUGCGCAAAAAGCAGGAGAGGGGGCGUAGCGAGCACGGCCAAGGCAAAGAAGGGGGUAAGGAAGGAUACCAACCAGACUUUUCCCCAGGUCCAAUUGGUAAAAAGCGCAAUCGCGACCAGGGCGCUCCGGUGCUAAGUGAGGCUCAUGUCUGGGGAGUUAGGGAGGAUUGGGGUAAGAAAGCUGGAGCCUGGGGUAAGGGUUCUGCUAUUUUCUCAGAGCCAGAAUGCUCCUCCUCAUCUACCUGUUCUCCUCGAGGACCUAGUAGGGCGAGCACUGCUGGGCCUAAAUCUGGAGAUGGGAGUGGAAAGCGUUGCUUCCACACCACCUCUUUCGCGCAUGCGCGAGUCGCGGCUCUGGACCACUAUUCGACGCUCCAAGUGGCCCGCAGUGCGACGCAAGCAGAGAUCAAAUCGCAAUUCUACAAACUCUCCAAAGAGCUCCACCCGGACGUCAACGCCUCUGACGAUGCCAAAAAACGAUUCCAAGAAGUCUCGGAAGCAUACGCCACCCUGGGUCACCCUUCCCAACGCAAAACGUACGAUCGUCAAUCCCAAUCCCCCUCCACUCGCCCAAGCGCUUACGGCGACAAUGUCCACACCGGCUUCGGCUACACCCACAACGCCCAAGACAACAUCAACCGUCGAGCACGUGCGACGUAUGCGUGGGAUUAUCAACGACGACGCAAAGCGCAAGAAUCAUACCAGUAUCAAACUCAACCGGGCGGUGUUGGAGGUGGUCGAGGAAGACAAACGCACUCGAGCAUAUUCAGGCAGUCAAAGGAUGGAGCAAGUGCAUUUGAAACACUAGCAGCACAACAGAGAGCAAGAGAGGCAAGGAACAGAGCAAGGCAGACGCGAUCCAAGGUUUACAGUGAAGAGGAGAGGAUGUAUGAAGCGCAUGUAGCCAAUCCGUUGGUGAGAUUUGCACAGGUGGUCGUCAUGCUGUAUUUGGUGUGGAAGGGGGGGACCAUGUUUACUGCUAGUGGACCUACGGGCGGGAAGGAAGCAAGAGGAAAAAGUCAAGGGCGAUAG